Molecule: messenger RNA, 912 nt
Organism: Nymphalis io (European peacock)
Lineage: Eukaryota; Metazoa; Arthropoda; Insecta; Lepidoptera; Nymphalidae
Product: retinol dehydrogenase 13-like
Exons: 1
Coding region: 1-912 (303 amino acids)
Molecular function (GO): oxidoreductase activity
Source: RefSeq, a predicted model, not a curated record
AUGCGUAUAUUAGAUGAUUUUACUAACUGCGAGAAUGGUGUGCGACUGGAUGGUAAAGUGGCCAUCGUUACUGGAGCUACAUCAGGUACCGGUCUAGAAACAGCUAAGAAUCUAGCAAAACGAGGAGCUAAAGUCAUAAUCGCUAGUCGCAGUCCAGCAAAGCUAUCAGAUGCGAAAAAAAAUAUCAUCAGAAGUUCUGGAAACAAAAAUGUUAUUGCUCGAACAAUGGACUUCGAGUCUCUCAAAUCAGUGCGUAAUUUUGCACAAGAAAUGUAUCUCUCUGAGCCAAGAUUAGAUAUUUUAAUCAACAACAUUGGCGCUAUCGCCUUAGAAGAUCGAUUGACGAGUGACAGUUUACAUUUGAUGAUGCAAGUAAACUAUUUCGGAGCCUUUUUAUUAACUUUUCUCUUGUACCCAUUGAUGAGAUCUUCGGCCCCGAGUAGAAUAGUAAAUGUAUCUUCUAUAGCUCUACUUCUUGGACACAUAGACUUAAAACAUAUGAAUGACGUUGGUAAAACCAACAUUGAAUAUUAUGCAAAUGCAAAACUAGCUGACAUUUUAUUUACAGUGGAAAUGCAUAAGAGGAUCGAAGGUAAUGGUGUAAACGUAUAUAGCAUGGAUCCAGGUUUGGGUAAAUCAGAGUUUUUUCGGAAUUCCAAUGAAACAUUUUGGAAGACUGUGCUAAACACGGGCCUUUUAAUUGUCGGUAGACCACUUGACAGAGUAGCAACUAUGCCUGUAUUUUUGGCAGUUGAUCCACGAGUGGAAAAGGCUAGUGGAAAACACUUUCGUGAUUGUGCGGAAUUUUACAGUUCUUGGUUUAGUAACGACAUAGUGUUGACAAAAAGACUAUGGGAAGAGUCUAAGAGAUUGGUUCAAAUAACACCCGAAGAAGACUGGGAGCAAUUAUAA